This is a messenger RNA of Salvia miltiorrhiza (redroot sage), 1452 nucleotides long. Its product is annotated as mitochondrial outer membrane protein porin of 36 kDa-like. The record is from RefSeq and is a predicted model, not a curated record. The transcript has 6 exons. Bases 144 to 1121 code for a protein of 325 amino acids. Gene Ontology annotation, cellular component: mitochondrial outer membrane. NCBI's taxonomy places the organism in Eukaryota, Viridiplantae, Streptophyta, Magnoliopsida, Lamiales, Lamiaceae. Gene Ontology annotation, molecular function: voltage-gated monoatomic anion channel activity. Gene Ontology annotation, biological process: monoatomic anion transmembrane transport.
GGUUAGGUGAAGUUAAGAGAGGACUUUCCCCACUAUUUCCUUUCUUUUUGUCCAAGCUCGAAAGAGAAGUCAGAUUAACGGCCCAAAAUGUUCCGAAAUUUCAAAUACUAGAUAUGGACGGUCCAGAUAAUUUGGAGCAAUAAAUGAGGGUCAAAAUAAACAACAUAUAUCGAUAUUUGAUAUGCAUUAAGCCAACGAAGCAAAUUACAGUACCACCGUUUCCCCUCUCUAGAAAUUCCUCUCUUUCUCUCUCCAAAACCUUCCGACAAGCAAAGGAGAAAAGAAUGGUUUUUGUCAAGGGUCCCGGCCUUUACACUGACAUUGGCAAGAAAGCCAGAGAUCUUCUUUACAAGGAUUAUCAGGGCGACCAGAAGUUUACACUCACUACUCACACUGCUAAUGGCGUGGCCAUUACUUCAUCUGCGACAAAAAAAGGCGACCUGUUUUUAGCUGAUGUUAACACCCAGCUGAAGAACAAGAACAUCACAACUGACGUGAAAGUGGAUACCCACUCCAAUGUUUACACAACCAUCACUGUUGAUGAGCCUGCUCCUGGAGUGAAGGCCAUCUUUAGCUUUGUUGCUCCUGACCAAAAGUCUGGCAAGGUGGAACUUCAAUAUUUGCAUGAGUAUGCUGGCAUUAGCACUAGCCUUGGGCUGACUGCUAAACCCAUUGUCAACUUCUCUGGUGUUGCUGGGAAUAACAACGCUACUUUUGGGACUGAUGUCUCAUUCGACACAGCCUCAGGGAACUUUGUGAAAUACAAUGCUGGCAUCAGUUAUACCACGACUGACCUAGUCGCAUCCUUGAUGCUGAACGAUAAAGGUGAAACGAUCACAGCUUCCUACUUCCACACAGUGAGCCCAUUGACCAACACAGCCGUUGGAGCUGAGUUGACUCACAGCUUCACGACCAAUGAGAACACACUCACUAUCGGGACACAGCAUGCGCUGGAUCCUCUGACCUCUGUGAAAGCUCGAGUGAACAACUAUGGCAAAGCAAGUGCUCUCAUGCAGCAUGAAUGGCGCCCCAAAUCUCUCAUCACCAUUUCGGGUGAAGUGGACACAAGGGCUAUAGAGAAAAGCGCGAAGAUUGGACUGGCCGUAGCUCUAAAACCAUGAUCCUUGAAGUUUUGAAUUAGAAGGGUGCCAAUGCAAAUUUUUCAAGAAACCAAGCAAGCAAUAAGGUAGACAGGAUUCGGGCAAUGCCCCAUUUUCUCUAUCAAGUUUUGAGCUUGUAAAGUGGCUGAAUUUUCUGUAUGGAUAUGGUUUUGGGUUGUAAAAAUAAUUCUUACUGGAGUGACAACAGUUUGGCGUGACAAUUGGAGUCCAGUCUUAUAUGCAGGAUUAGGUGAAGGGAGAUUCUCUUGUAUCAUCCAUUUUGUUGGAUGUCCUAAUUCAAGGAUAAAGAUGCUGAUGUGUAGAUUAUGCCUUAAUAUAAGGUUGAGAUAAA